AUGCCCUUCUUCAGCCGCAGUGAGCCAUCGCCAGAGCCCGUCUACCAGCCGGAGCCCGUGGCCGAGCCUCCCAGCCGCAAGCACAGCCUGUUCCAUCGCAACCGCGAUGUCUCUCCCACCUCGUCCCACCGCACCGGCUCCGUGGCCAGCUCCAACAACGGCGGCCCGGGCUACAACGCCGCCGGCAGCAACUCGGGCGGCGGCCUCUUCCGGCACAGCACCGACAGCUCGGCGGGCAGCAGGCGUCGAGGCCUGUUCCACCGUGACGGCGGCGGCAUGCAGUCCCUGGACCCGAGCAUCUUGCAGGCCAGGGAGCAUGUGAUGCACGCUGAGGCAGCUGAGGUGGAGGCUGAUCGAGCGCUGGGAGAGGCGAGGAUGAGAGUGAGGGCUGCGAAGGACCAUGUUUGGAGAUUGGAGGAGGAGGCUAAGGAGGAGGCGAGGAGGGCCAAGAUUAAGCAGGAGCAGGCUCGUGAGGUGUCUAAGAGAGGACAGGGACUUGGACGUCACGGCUUGUAA
Molecule: messenger RNA, 516 nt
Organism: Trichoderma breve
Lineage: Eukaryota; Fungi; Ascomycota; Sordariomycetes; Hypocreales; Hypocreaceae
Exons: 2
Coding region: 1-516 (171 amino acids)
Source: RefSeq, a predicted model, not a curated record